AUGGCUUUUUCUUUUCCCAGGGGAACGGCUAUAGCUCGAAUAGUCGGAUGCACGACGAAGAAUUUCCCGAAUGAUUUCGAUCCUGUGGUUCGGAUGUGGGUGUAUGAGGAGAUGAUCGGUAAUGAGAAAUUGUCCGAAAUCAUCAACACUCGCCACGAAAACGUGAAAUAUCUGCCAGGGAAGGCCAUACCGGAAAACGUCGUAGCUGUUCCCAACUUAGUAGAGUCGUGCAAAGAAGCAAACGUUCUUGUAUUCGUCGUUCCCCACCAGUUUGUCAGAAAAAUCUGCCAUGAACUUCGUGGGAAGAUUGGAGAGGAUGUGCAAGCGAUUUCACUCAUUAAGGUAAGCAUGAAAGGUCUCUCUGCACCUUCCGCCGAGAAAUUAGGCGGCGUUAAGCUCAUAUCGGAUGAAAUCCAUGAGAUUCUUGGAAUAAACGUCAGCGUUUUGAUGGGAGCGAACUUGGCUCAUGAGGUCGCCAAUAAUGACUUCUGUGAAGCCACAAUUGGCUGUAAGGACAUAGCGUUGUAUGGAGCGAUGUUCAAAAAGCUAUUCAAUAGUGAGAACUUCCGCAUCAGUGUUGUUGAAGAUGCCCACACCGUUGAAUUGUGUGGGGCAUUAAAGAACAUUGUUGCCUGUGCAGCUGGUUUCACCGAUGGUCUUGGAUAUGGUGACAACACAAAAGCCGCAGUUAUUCGACUUGGCCUUAUGGAAAUCACAAAAUUCGUCGAGCACUACUAUCCUGGUUCGAACCUGGAGACGUUUUUCGAGUCUUGCGGCAUCGCUGAUCUUAUCACUACCUGCUACGGUGGCCGGAAUCGAAAGUUGUGCGAGGCCUUUGUAAAAACGGGAAAGUCCCUUGAUCAAGUGGAGAAGGAGCUUCUGCGGGGUCAAAGUGCUCAGGGUCCAUUAACCGCCGAAGAGGUCUACUACAUGGUACACCAGAGCGGUUUGUCAGAAAAGUUUCCUCUAUUCGUUGCCGUUCACAGGAUCUGCAAAGGCGAAAUAAAACCACAAGAAAUGAUCUCAUGUUUGCGACGACAUCCUGAACACUUGUAG
Molecule: messenger RNA, 1056 nt
Organism: Angiostrongylus costaricensis
Lineage: Eukaryota; Metazoa; Nematoda; Chromadorea; Rhabditida; Metastrongylidae
Source: the annotation of a GenBank genome assembly